This is a messenger RNA of Rhagoletis zephyria (snowberry fruit fly), 2783 nucleotides long. RefSeq names its product titin-like. The record is from RefSeq and is a predicted model, not a curated record. Gene Ontology annotation, biological process: cell-cell adhesion. Gene Ontology annotation, molecular function: protein binding. NCBI's taxonomy places the organism in Eukaryota, Metazoa, Arthropoda, Insecta, Diptera, Tephritidae.
ACAAGCCCCGCAUCACCGUCGGCCCCUACAACCCGCUGGCCGUCUCCGUGGACGGCAACGCCGAGAUGAGCUGCCUCGUGCAGGCCAACCCCCCCGCUCGCUCCAUCCGCUGGACCAAGGGCGGCUCCAUCGUGGCCACCACGCCCAACCACACCAUUCUCCGCGUCAAGCCGGAAGACUCGGGCGCCUAUGACUGCUCGGCGGAGAACGCCGUCGGUCGCAGCUCCGCCGCCCUGGAGCUCUCCGUCCUGCACGGCCCCAUCGUCACCAUCGAUCGCGUGCCCACCGCCACGCUGGCCAAGGGGCAGGAGGCGAAGGCGGGGGACCACGUUCAGCUGCGCUGCACCGUCACCUCGAACCCGCCCGCCCACCGCAUCGUCUGGUCAAAGGUGGGCGACCCCAGCUUCAAGACCGCCCUCGGCCCUCUGCUCAACUUUGCCGCCAUCACAGCUGACGACAUUGGCGCCUACGUCUGCUCGGCCACCGCCACACUGACGCCCUCAGGAGCGGCGGCCUCGGCCGGCGUAGAUCGCACCGGAAACGCCACCACCGUUCUGCAGAUUCAGCACAAACCGGGAAAGACGUCGAUCACCCCUGCCGAACCGGAAGUGGUCGCUGGGCGGCACUUUACGCUCACCUGCGGAGCGAAUCCGCCCGGCUACCCGACACCCGAGUACGAGUGGUGGCGCGAGGGGGCGGAUCUGCAGAAGCUCGGCAGGCGGGCCAACUACACCUUCACGGCGCUGCACGUCACCGACGAGGGGCGGUACUUCUGCCAGCCGGCCAAUAGCCAUGGCCGGGGCUCCAUUGCCUCCGCCUACAUGCGCGUCAAUGAGCCGGCCUCGGUGACGCUGCCGAUGAAGCCGACGCACGAGGCGAAGGAGGGCGACUCCAACUUUAAGCUGACGUGCAUUGGGAGGGGAAAACCGCGCCCUACAGUGGUCUGGACGCACAACGACGUGGAGAUCAACCCGGAGAGUGGGGAGUAUCGGGUGGAGAAUCGGGAGCAGAAUGAGGACGCCGACGUGAAGGUGGUGACGACGACGCUGUACUUUGAGGCGAUGGCCCGGAAGGGCGCCAACUCGCUGAGCGCCGCCGACCGCGGCACCUACGCCUGUCACUUUGACAAUGGCAUUGAGCGGGAGGCAAAGUCGAGCACGGUGCUCCGGGUGGAGCACACCCCGGUCGUCCGCCACACCUACAAUCGGGUGGCCUUUGACGUGGGCGAGGUGGCCAUUCUUCAGUGCAAGGUCUCUGCCUACCCGACGCCCCGCUUCGAGUGGACUUUUGGCGGAAAGGGCGGAAGCAACUCGAACAGCGGAACGCCACUUGAUGCAGAGCACAGCGAAGGCCGCUACGGAACAAACUCCACCGAGUUGCCGGACGACCUGCACCUGGGCACGCUGUCGAUUAGGAGUACCCGGGAGUCCGAUUACGGCGACUACACCUGCCGAGCGACCAACUCGGCGGGCGACGAUGACGAGCGGACGAUCAUCAAGCUGGUGAAGAAGAGCCCCCCGGAGACGCCCUCUUCGCUGGAGGUGCUCGAGGUGCUCGCCGACUCGGUCAGUCUACGGUGGGCGGAGGGCUUCAACGGCGGCUUCAACUCGAACACCGAGUUUGUCGUCAACUACCACGAUGCAGUCCAGUCGAGGAACGAGUCCUGCCGGACGAUGAACCCCUGCAAGGUGACGGGGCUUGAAUCGCGCCAUGAGUACCAGUUUCGAGUGUUGGCGGUCAACCCACGGGGCUUCAGCGCCUACUCUGAGCCGAUCAAGGUGACGACGAAGGUCAAUCUGAAGGACAUGCCCAGCGCCUUUGAUUCGAGCUACGAUCGAGAGCGAAAUGUGCUCAGCUUUCGCGUGGAGCCGAAUGAUGUCAGUCUGCGGCUGAUGGCGAAGAUUGAGGUGCGGGCGGAUGGACAUACGAGUCAGACGAGUCAAAAUCAAAGUCAGCAAACUCCUCCACAAACGACCUCCACUGCCAACUCGCCAUCAUCGCCGCCGCCGCCGCCGCCAAACACCGCCUGGACGUCGCUGACCAGCGUCGAGGUCCUCUCCGACCUGGAGAACGUCUACCUGAAGUCGACAGCGGAGGCGAUCACCGACAUUCGCGUCAUCCUCUGUCUGGCCAGCAAUGAGAGACUCAUGUCCGACCUGGAGGCAAAGACGUUGUCCCAUGCUGCUGCAGGGGGCGGCAUGUAUGGCUCCUCCUUCACCCCUCUCAGAGACGCGCUGAUUGCUCAGGGAAAUUAUUUAGGCCUGUCGCACCAUCAACAGCAGCAGCAGCACAUUCCGCAGAACUACUACCUGACGGGCGACGGGAGCGAGGCCAGCCCGAAUGGCUCCAACGAGACUGGCCAGACGGAGUUCUGGAAUACCAUGAAGAGCGGGCAGAUGUAUGGAUUGAGCGAAGCACAGCAGCAGCAGGCGAUGGCCAUGAGCAUGGCUGAGAUGGGUCAGCAGGAGUUGAUGGGCUACGGAGGAUAUAAUGGAGCAGGCCAAACAAUGGAGGCAACUCAGGGCUACAUGAACGCCUACAGUGCCUACAACAACUACGGAGGAGGUGGUGGUUAUCAGCCUCUGGAUGAGGAGACACUUAGCAGGAAAAAUCAGAUGAACAUGUACUACGACGAAAUGAACGGCAACUACCACGGUGGCGGGGCGAUGACCUAUGACCAUGCGAGCAUGCAACAACAACAGCAGCAGCAGCAAUCGGGGGAGGAUAUGGUCGAUGGAGGUGGUUAUCCUCGGGCUCGAGUCAUGAGUGAGAUUAUCGUCUAG